AGCUCUUCAACACCUUCAACACCAAUCGCAAACCAUCACCACCACCUCUCGAUCAACACCACACAAUCUCUACACGAAAAUCGUCGCGUAAAGAUACACAACUUAACUUCUGAAAGAGCCAUCGAAGCUCUAGCCUCUACAAUGGCCGCUCACGAAUCCCAAAUGCCCUUUAUCCGCAACCUCGCCUCAAGCGACCGCAAACUCCGCACCGCAUCUCUCGAAUCCCUCUCAACAUUCCUCUCCUCCCGAACUACCCUCUCCGACACAGACGCCCAAAAGCUCUGGAAGGGCCUCUUCUACGCGCUCUGGAUGACGGACCGUCCAGUGCCUCAGCAGCGUCUCGCAGCCGACCUCGCCAACCUCCUCUUCACGCUAAAGCCCGCUUGCGCUAUCCCCUGGCUGCGAGGGUUCUGGGUCGUGGUUGGCGCCGGGUGGACUGAUAUCGACGUCUUGAGGCUGGAAAAGUUUUUGUUGCUCGUGAGAAGGGUUUUUGCUGCGCAUGUUAGGCUUGCGAGGGAGAGGGGAUGGAAGGAUGGUGACGUUGAGGCUAUUGUUGGCGUGUUGGCCGAGUACCCUUUUGAUGUUGAGGGAGACUUGAGAAAAUCACCUGUGGGAAUUAGACUGCACGCGCUCGACAUCUGGGUCGACGAGCUGGAGCGCGAGCAAGCCCUCAAGGACGAGGCCGCGGCGGGUUUCGUCAAGGCUGUUGGAGAACUGGUGCAGGCUCUGAAGCGAUGCCCCGUCAAGCCCGCGAGAGAGCGAGCGGCUGAUAGCUACGAGGAUGAGAGGCUUCCAUGGGCCGAGGCUGGUAGUGACCGUGAGGCGAUGGACGAGGAUGAUGAGGAAUGGGGUGGUUUCGAUGAUUAG
This is a messenger RNA of Fusarium falciforme, 867 nucleotides long. RefSeq lists its product as hypothetical. Gene Ontology annotation, biological process: rRNA processing. The transcript has 2 exons. NCBI's taxonomy places the organism in Eukaryota, Fungi, Ascomycota, Sordariomycetes, Hypocreales, Nectriaceae. The coding region runs from base 142 to 867 and encodes 241 amino acids. Gene Ontology annotation, cellular component: preribosome, large subunit precursor; nucleus; preribosome, small subunit precursor. The record is from RefSeq and is a predicted model, not a curated record.